AUGAUGACGCACGUCGUAGUAAGGCUCCUCACGCUUCUCGCUCUCGUCUCAGUAGCCUGCGCCGCUACAUCGGUGGACGGAAAAGCCGAUUUAAAUAAGGCUUUAGCGGCGUUGACGGCGACGGGCAAGUACAACGUGUAUUUGUCGUUCUUCCGAUUAUCUGGUUUACAGCCCGUCCUCGCGCGGUACAUCCAGACGCAGCCCGUAACCAUGCUCGUCCCCAGCGACAAUGCCUUCACCAUCCUCCCCGUACGCGUCAAGGCGCAGCUCUCUGGUUCCAAGCUCGUCCGGCUCCUCAACUACCACAUGAUUAUUCAGCAGCUUCCCUUCAGCUCCCUCAAGAAGUUACCGCCCGAUUCGAAGCUCCCCACCAUAUACGGUGUACAGAUCGUGAAGCAGAAAACGACAAUCAGCACCGUGACGCUCGGGCCUCCUGGCGCAACGACGUCGCAGAUGGCAGUGGUAACCCGAAGCGACAUCGCGGCGUCGUCGCUCACGCUGAUUUGGGUCCACGGCAUUAACAACGUCAUCAUCCCUCCCGGCUUGUUCUAA
Molecule: messenger RNA, 552 nt
Organism: Closterium sp. NIES-65
Lineage: Eukaryota; Viridiplantae; Streptophyta; Zygnematophyceae; Desmidiales; Closteriaceae
Source: the annotation of a GenBank genome assembly